AUGAUAACAACUGCUGAAGUCGAGCCUAGGAGAGGAAGGGCUCCCCCAGUUCUCCCCUGGCCGACUACUCUGCCUCCAAUUAAUGAGGUGCACAGGGACACUUUGCGGAACUGGUGCCGACAGUGCAAGUGGAGAGAUGGCCAGAAAAGAGCUGCUUGUCAGAGACUCCAGAAUAGGCUUUCUUUGAGAGUGACCAGAGUAUUUCUGAAAUACCGGAGACCAGACUGUGACCACGACCACGUUCAAAUUCCUCCUGCUGCUGAGACCUUUCUGCCUCACGCCUCGGGGGGGUGCGCUGUCCACGGCAGACCUCUCUCCGCACACUCACAAGGCUGGGUCCGUCUACAGUCCCGUGUGGGUCAGGUGUGGGUGUCUGAUACUCCCCGGAGGACAAUCCCUCUCUCCCUGCUACCAGCCUGCACUUUCUCCACUCCAGACCUGGAAGAUAAUCUCUUGUGUCCUGAAUGUGUAAAAAGGAAUAAGAAGAUGAUGAGAAGAUUAGUUACAGGGAGGAGAGAGAAGCAGCCUGACUCAAGCACACCAACGCCAGCCCUGAUGAUGAAGAGAUCUCAGGGAGCCCACAGCUACAGCAGUCUGCAUGCAGCCUUCUCCAACUUUGACUUGUUUAGAUGUGCACAUCUGGAUUCUGUGUUUGCUUCAAAUAUUUAA
Molecule: messenger RNA, 669 nt
Organism: Erinaceus europaeus (western European hedgehog)
Lineage: Eukaryota; Metazoa; Chordata; Mammalia; Eulipotyphla; Erinaceidae
Product: developmental pluripotency-associated protein 2-like
Exons: 3
Coding region: 1-669 (222 amino acids)
Biological process (GO): system development
Cellular component (GO): nucleus
Molecular function (GO): chromatin binding
Source: RefSeq, a predicted model, not a curated record